AUGCCGUUGUAUUCAGAAUUGUACCACAACUUUGUCGGCAAUACCCCAAUCAUACCGACGCCGAUAGUUGCCGUUGGGUCCUCUACGUACAGCCCACCCACCUACGUCGGUGUGUCGCGCGCUUUCCCGAAUCCACUCUCAUCAACCAGCUCUCGUACUGCUCCCUCCUUCACCCGGGGCUACGUGCCCAAGCUAACUCCAAUCACCGAAACUCCGCUCACCAGCACCCGCAUAGCAGCGCUCGGGCGUGUCAGCUCACCCAAGUUUCUGGCCGGUCAUCACCACCAUCAUGGCCAUAGCUCGCCGACAUAUCAGAAACCGCGGCGAACUAUCAACACAGCGGACAUCGAUGUGUCGGCAUCUAAAUAUGCCGGUAGUACACGCACGCCAUUAUCCAGCUACCGCAGCUCAGCUGUUCUGGAGACAAGCGCCUCUGCAACGAAUUAUUCCGGUGCCGGUAGCUCUCCCGAAUCAUCAUCGUUAGCGACGAUUGGCACCUCUUCCAUCAACCUGCCCGAAGCAGAUCGUUCCGUUGGGACAUUAUCGAGCGUAACUCCGCUGUCAACACGCGAUCAAGAACUCAACGAACGCAGCGAACAACGACGCACUCGCUCUACAAUCAACCGUAACCGCACGGUUGUGCGAUUGAACACCAUCCGGGCGCGUAGCAAAUCACGCGGAAGCCGAGGCAGCACCGAAGGUCGGGAUCGCCUUACCCUGCCCGAUGUCGGUACCGAGCCCACUUUCGACGAAGAGAUGCUGCUGCUGGAACCACCCGCGGCACGGGCGGGUGUUGUCACCUCCUGGCGCGAUAACUUUCGCGAUGAGUUGUCCUUACGGCCCCGUACUCGUACCGAGCCGAGCAAAUCGCCCGGAGAGCUGCUGCUCGAGAAGCAUCUGAUAAGGGACGGGGAGACUGCGGUGGCAACGACAGACACCGCCUAUCCACCCACACGCUCGCCAGUGCCGAAGCGUCGUGGUACGAUCCGGCGCAAAAGCGCCGUCAAGAUACCUAGCUUUCACGAGAUUUGUGCCGACAUUAGCUCGGACAAGCUGGACGAUGAUCUGAACGCGGGCGAACUGCGCCGCCGGGCGUCACAACUGAUCGAGGACGAGUUGCUUCAGUUUCAAGAAGAGCUAAAAAAAGCAGCACCUGGCGCUAACAACCUCGCGCCCGACAUACUCGAGGAGCGGCUUAAAGAAGCGCUGGAGCAGCAGAAUGCACAAGACUCGGGCGUGGAGGUGGCCGAGAAGCGCAAGUUGAAGAAAAUCAAGCGCACCCGAACCAAGGUGUUGCCGGUGCCGCCUCCCGAACCGGAGGAGGAGAUGAAGUUGUCCACCGAACCCGUGGUGGUGGUGGAGAAUGCAGCGCCACCGCGGAUCGUGGCCGAGCUGGAAUCGAUUGAAGAGUGUACGGUGUACAAACUGCCGAAGAAGAAGAAAAAACAACCGGAGGAAACGGCCGCGAAGAAAGCGAUUAACACAGCUGGGUUGCGGAAAGAAACGACCGAACAGGGUCGCACCGAACCCACGCUGCAGAAGGUACAGCUGGUCAUAGUGGACCAGCCAAAACCCCACCAGGCGGAUUUGAUAAACGGGGUGCAGGAAUCGUCGAAGCGGGCUUCGGCGGAAACCGACACCAAAACACUUGUCGGCGGGGCAGGUCCUUCCGACUUUCAGGAUGCGGCAGCACCAUUAUCGAAACCAACCGCACAACUCGCAGAGCCGCGCAAGACAGCCAAGACUGGUAUAAAGAUGUACGUGCGUAAGAAAACGAUAGAGAGUCUAGCGGAACCAGUACUUAUUGAACCUUUGAUAAGUACUGAGAGUAGUACGCAUAAAGCAACCAUUGAGGUGAAAUCUGACACGCAAAUACAGCCCAAUAAACAACCAUCUGUGAAGAAGAAUGAUUUAGAAAAGGGCACAACAGAUACAAACGCAUCAGUAAAGCCAAAAGAACCGAAGGAACAUGCGGACACACCGAUGAAUGAUGUGAAAGCUGUGGCACGCAAUGAAGCAAUGAAAUCGGUCGAAAUUAGUGAAACAGUCACACCCAACACCACCGCCGUCGCGCAGCCUUUGGCAAAACAAUCAAAGCAAGCGGUAAGCUGCAAUGCUGGAAAUGGGCAAGCAAAUCGAAACCAAACGGUAGAAAGUCCGGCAACAACUACGGAUAAUAAUAUUACGGCCGUUGAACGAAAGGUUGCCAGCUUACAGGCAGGAGGAGAGCUCAAAGUCGACGAGGCAAGGUUGACAAAACCAAAUCAAGCAACAGAACCAUUGACUGCGACUAAAACGGCAGUCGACGCAAGGCAAACCAAAGAUGCACUUGUCGAACAGGUAAAUUCGAUUCCCAAGACCCAAGAAUCUGGUGCACUGAAUGUGGCCAAGAAACCAACCCUUCUAGCGCAAUCCACAGCAGCUUUAAACGACCGCAAAGCGUUGAAUCCGCCGCAAGUUAAACCAGCGAACGCGACGAAAAUAGUCCCGGGCAAGCUCGCUCUGCGUGAGAAGCCUAUCGAUUUGAAGCGGUCCUCCGAAGAAGUGGACUUCUGGAGUACUAUUGGCACGCGAGAGACGGUAUCAUUUGCACGGCGUAAGCAGCAGCUGGUGUUCCUCCGGCCAACAGAGGAAGAAGAAUCACCACCAGCUUCACCAAGCCAACCAUUGCAGGGCUUACCAACGUCCCCAACUCUACCGAAAACGUCUGAAGCUAAUAAGCGAACAUUAGAGCAAAUUAAACUCCCAACUGCUAAAGAGGUGCUAGCUGAACCUUCUAGUAAAAUUACUACUGCUACUAAGGAACCAGUGGCUGAACCGACAAAGGCUAAUGAAGUUGCACCAAACUGUUGCAAGGUGACCAACACUCCUCAAAGCCCUGUAAAGACCAAACCAACAGCCGAUAGUUUGAAGUUUUUUAAGCAUCCCGGGAAUGUGGAAACAACUCCACCGGAAAAAUCUAAGGCAGUAGACGAGAAAGUAGCUAAAGUUGCAGAAGUAGUAGAGGUGCAAAAAAGUAAACCCAUCAUACGCGAGCCUGAUGUAUCCAAGCUAAAACCAAACGCGCCUUCGGAUGCAUCGCUAGCAAAAGCUGAACCAUCCCUCGUUUCUGAAACCACCGCAUCAACCGGGAAGCUAGCUCAACCACAAUCUACGCCAGCACCUGCUCCCAAGGUUUCGAAAACGGCUACGGAAAAUGCUACAGCAAACCCGAAAGGAAGUUCUUCAACAGCAACGGAACCCUUAACGAAACUCAUUACACACCCAGAACCAUCCCUUCCGAAAGACAAGACCAGCACAACACUGGAUCCAGCAACGCCAAAACCAGCCGGGGCCAAACCGUCAAUUCUAGACGCGAAACCGGACACCGCCCCGGCGAUGCCGUUGGCGAAAGCAAAGCAGUCCACCGUGCUGGAGGUUUCUGCUCCGAAGGCCACAACUUCCGCUCCCACAGAGAAGGCGCCGACGAAGGCAAGCGUCGCCAAAACACUUCCGCUGCAAGAUACCAUCCCCAUCGCUACGCUCGAUACGAAAAAACUAUCACCGAAGGAGCUGAUCAAAGCCAUCGCACCCAACAUUGCGGCCGCCGCCGAAAAGAAGAUAGCGCAGGAGAAAAUCAAACCGCCGGAAGCGAAACAGAGCAUCGCGCCUGUGGCCACCUCCACGUCUGUGGCCGGCAAUACGUCUGCUGCCGCUGUGCCAACCGGGCCCGUGGAGGGCAACGUCAAACCAGACGAAGAGCUGAAGAAAAAAGUCAUCACGAAGAAGGUGGUAAAGGUGGUGAAGCCAAAAGUAUCCACCGCCCCGAAGGCAAAGUCUGAAUCGGAAAUGGAUGGUCAAACCGGGCAGGAACAGGAACAGCGCCGAUUGGCGCAACAGCAGCAACAGCAGAAUCUCGAGCGCAUGAAGACGAAGCUGAACCAAAUCACGCUCAACAUGGGUGUGAAGGGUACCGAGGUGGAGGUAAAGGAGUGCCAAAAAUGUCAAUCGGCGAUGGUUUCCGAGGCGCUUCCGGUGGCGGUAGCCAUCGUGACGGCGAUCCCUGCGACACCGAAAGCCCCGAAGCAGCCGAUCGCCAACGGGGCGAAGCUGACGAAGAAUAAAUUCGGUACGCUAGACAACCUGAGCGACUUAUCAUCUGUGAGCGUUCGCGAACGAAACAUCACGGGCGUCGCGAGUGAGAAACCGUCAGUGGUGAAAGCAAAACAGAAGCAACCGGUUGCGGCUGGUGCAGAGCUACCGAAGGUGUUCCAAUCGAGCAGUGAAGAGGACGGUAAAGAGGAGCAAAGGGCAGCUGCUGGUGUGGGAGCGCGCGUCGAUAACGACAGUGCAUCGGAAACCUCGUUCUCCGGCGUAGAAGACGACUGGUCAUCGGAGGAGGAAGACGACGACGACGACAUGGCGAACGAUAAGCCGGAAAAGAAGAAGCCGUUCGAUCCGACCAAGCGCGUCAAGCUGAACUUCGACCAGAUGCGGAAAUGUUACUCCAAGGAGGAGAAGUCCCCGAUCGUGCUCGUGGCCCGGCCGCGCCCGCUCUGGAAGGUGAAGCGGCACGGCCAUCGGCACAACCGGAAGGCAGACCUGACCAGCAGCAGCGGCAGCAGCAGCAGCAGUGACGACGAGAGCACCAGCACCUCCACCACAACGAGCAGCGGCGCGACGACCAGCACCACCGACCAUACGUCGUCCGAGCCGGUAUCGAUUAUGGACGGUGCCACAUCGGACAUCAACACCGACAGCAGCGUCAACUCGAGCACCGGCGGAAAGCAGAAGGGCCAAAAGGGCAAGGCGAAGGGCAAGGGACAGAAAGGAAAGCCGGAUCCGUUCAGUGACAUAUACGACAACCCGAUGGUGAUCCCGCUGCACGCGGAGCCGCGGACGAGCAGUCGGAAGAGUGGCGGUUCCUUUGUGCCGCCGCACCGGGAUGAAAACAACAACACACCGGCCGACCUGGACGAGGAUGAACGGGCACGGUCGAUCGGGGCCGGGCAUGAGGUACGCAGUGCCAGCACCAGCAGCCAUGACUCCGGCUUCUACGGCGGUGGCACAGCGCCGAUCAGCCCGAAGAAGGCACUCGAAACGUCCUACACUUAUGCACAGUUCCAGAAGACGGGCAAACUCACGGCUCCUGCGACCGUGAUACCGCGCUUCCGGAAGUACAACGUUGAUGAUUUCCACUUUCUCACCGUCCUGGGCAAGGGCAGCUUCGGCAAGGUUUUUCUGGCCGAGCUGAAAAAUUCCGACUACUACUACGCAAUCAAGUGCUUGAAGAAGGACGUCGUGCUGGAGGAUGACGAUGUCGACUGCACGCUGAUCGAGCGGAAGGUGCUGGCGCUCGGUACCAAGCAUCCCUUCCUGUGCCAUCUUUUCUGCACCUUUCAAACGGACAGCCAUCUGUUCUUCGUGAUGGAGUACCUGAACGGCGGCGAUCUGAUGUUCCACAUCCAACAAAGCGGUCGCUUUCCAGAAGCUCGUGCCCGCUUUUACGCUGCCGAGAUUGUGUCGGGGCUCAAAUUUCUACACCGGAAGGGUAUCGUCUAUCGUGAUUUGAAGCUGGACAACGUGCUGCUCGAUUACGACGGGCACGUACGGAUAGCGGAUUUUGGCAUGUGCAAACUGGAGAUCUACCUGGACAAGCUUGCAGACAGUUUCUGUGGCACACCGGAUUACAUGGCGCCCGAAAUAAUCAAAGGGCAAAAAUACAAUCAAGCCGUCGACUGGUGGUCGUUCGGUGUGCUGGUGUACGAGAUGCUCGUUGGCCAGUCGCCCUUCAGCGGGUGUGACGAGGAUGAGUUGUUUUGGUCCAUCUGCAAUGAGAUACCCUGGUUUCCACAUUAUCUCUCCAAGGAAGCGCUACGAUUGCUACAGUCGCUUCUGGAAAAGGACGCCUCGAUACGGCUCGGUGUGCUCAACACGAUGGAUGAGGAGAGCGACAUCAAGUAUCACCCUUUCUUCAAUAGUAUUAUCUGGGACAAAUUGGAGAGACGAGCCGUCGAACCACCCUUCAAGCCCCAAGUCCGACAUCCACUCGACACUCAGUAUUUUGACAAGCAGUUCACUCGUGAACGAGCGCGACUGACGCCCAUUGAUCGGAACAUCCUCGCCUCGAUGGACCAGGCCCAGUUCGAGGGAUUCACCUACACCAACCCCAACAACACACUGACCAAAAUACGCGAGAAGCAGAAGAAAAAGCAAAAGAAAAUGUAUUUCUGUCCCCAGUGCGGUGAUAUCAAAGUGACGUACAAUAUCUUCUAA
Anopheles marshallii is the source of this 6255-nucleotide messenger RNA. Its product is annotated as titin-like. The record is from RefSeq and is a predicted model, not a curated record. Gene Ontology annotation, biological process: protein phosphorylation. The transcript has 10 exons. Bases 1 to 6255 code for a protein of 2084 amino acids. NCBI's taxonomy places the organism in Eukaryota, Metazoa, Arthropoda, Insecta, Diptera, Culicidae. Gene Ontology annotation, molecular function: ATP binding; protein serine/threonine kinase activity.